Messenger RNA from Nylanderia fulva, 2340 nucleotides. RefSeq names its product protein TAPT1 homolog. Gene Ontology annotation, biological process: positive regulation of cilium assembly. Gene Ontology annotation, cellular component: endoplasmic reticulum membrane; ciliary basal body. NCBI's taxonomy places the organism in Eukaryota, Metazoa, Arthropoda, Insecta, Hymenoptera, Formicidae. The record is from RefSeq and is a predicted model, not a curated record.
AAAAAACAUGCACAGAAACUACUCGCAUGCUAAACUGUUGUUGAUUCAAAUCAGAUUCGUAACUAAGGAAGUGUCUGUCAUUAUGACAUAUUAUCUUAAAUAUCUUAUCGACAGUCGAUUAUUAAAAUUCUGUUAUUAUCGACUGUUGUUUAUACAAUCUAAUUCAUAAAAUAUAUAAUCUUGAAUGUGUGGAAAACUUGACGCAGUUUCGCAGAGCCGAUCUCGACACAUGUGUCAUGUAACAAAAAGCGUAUCCCGGACGGAGGACAUUAUUACGCCGAGCCGACCGUCGCGUUUUGUUGUUCGCGCUGUGUUAUGACAGUUGUGCCCGGAACCAGGCACAACAGAGUCGCACUUCUACGGGAGAAGCGAGACGACGCGUGGUUAUGUCCGAGUAAAAAGACGCAGAGAGAGGGUAGAAAGUUCGGAAAGAGAAUGCAUCUCGCGUCGAUGGUGUUCCUUAUUGUUUGAGGUAUUUGUUAUUGAAGAUGCAAAGCGUUGUCCCUGACGGAGACAUCGGGGAGGAGGAUGGCUGGUCGGACCAGAAGAGGACCAUCAGGUUUCGCACUGACAAGUCGAAAAAUCAUGUGUCAUCCAACAAUAAACAACGGGUGGAAAAUGUGGAUCCGCCGCGCUACAGGUCGCAAUUAUCAGACGGACAAGAUACGAAGAAAAGACAAAAAGUGUCGUUGAUGCAAUUUUUAAAGACAGAAUUAACAAGGGAUUAUCAGUUGGAACAUGAUGAGGAGAAGUUCUCUGCCAGAAGGGAGAAGAUUUACUCGUUUAUAAAAAUUCCUAGAGAGGUGGAGAACUUUAUGGCGUAUGGUUUUCUUCAGUGUGCGGAUUCCUUCCUCUUUGUAUAUACAUUUUUACCGUUAAGAAUUGUAAUGGCUCUAUGGGCAGUGAUUACGAGACCCUUACAACAUUGUUUAAGAGGCAGGGAAAGAGAUGGUGCGACAAACACAAAGAUGUAUUUAAGCCCAGCCGAGGUGUGCGAUUUAUUGAAAGGGAUCGUAGUGGUAGGUUGUUGGGCAGCCACCUGGAAAGUGGACACCUCCAUGAUGUAUCAUUUGGUUAAGAGUCAAUCGGUUAUAAAGUUAUACAUAUUUUAUAACAUGCUGGAAGUAGGAGAUCGUCUUUUCAGCGCGUUUGGCCAAGACGCUAUAGACGCUCUUCUUUGGACAGCCACCGAACCGCGUUCUCGGUCCACUCGUACGCAACAUUUGGGUACAUUGCCGCAUCUUUUGUUCGCUUUCAUUUAUGUGUUAUUUCACAGCAUAUUGGUAUUAUUCCAAGCAACAACAUUAAAUGUAGCGAUCAACAGCAGCAACAAAGCUCUUCUGACAAUUAUGAUGUCCAACAAUUUUGUAGAACUGAAGGGUUCUGUGUUCAAGAAGUUUGACAAGAACAACUUAUUCCAAUUAUCUUGCGCCGGUCAGGAAAGAUUUCACCUAACUAUGCUGCUCCUUGCAGUGACUCUACAAACAAUGAAGGAAUACGCGUGGCACAGCGAUCGUUUCGCCGUGUUACUGCCAGAUUGUGUGAUGCUGUUGUUCGCAGAAGUUCUUGUUGACUGGGUGAAACACGCGUUCAUUACGCGUUUCAAUGAGUUGCCUUCGACCGUCUACAGGGAUUAUACCGUGAGUUUGGCCUAUGAUAUGACGCAGACACGUCGGGAAACAGCGUUCUCGGAUCCCUCGGAUUUGGUAGCGCGGCGAAUGGGCUUUAUACCACUUCCCCUGGGAGUCGCCAUGGCCCGUGUUCUGUGCACAACCCUCACGCCAUCCGCGAGACCCGCUAAUAUCAUACUUCUACUGCUGGCGUAUCUCAUUCUAAUGGCUCUUCGUAUAUUAAAUAGCUUAAUCAUUCUCGGCAAAGCGUGCGACAUAAUAUCGCACACGCAGACCGAGAAAAAUAACGUAAGCUCGAAAUCUCCGUCGCACAAACGUGCUAACAGCGCCGACAUGAAGAAUCCGAAUCUCGGAACGGCCAUCCUCUCGAACAGCGCCGUUAGCUUGAACAACGUCUGUUUAAACGAGGUAUUUUUAAAUACGGAAGAGACCCAUAAAGUUGAGAAAUUUCAGUGCAACAACGCCGACGAGUUCGCAGGUGCCGCGAAAACGAGCGUGUUAAGGACAGGAAGCGAACCCCUUCUUCCCCAAUGACAAAUCUUUAGCGCAAUUAAAGUACGAUGGUUCUUUUUUGUUUUUAUUUAUAUUCAUUGUACAUAUUUUCCGUUGUACAUAAUACACGUGCACAAAUGCUAAUAUGAGUGCUUUUUUGCAGUAAUAUUUAUAUAAUGUACCUAUAUAAGGAUAAUAAAUUUUUGGUUAUUGUUUA